Paramecium tetraurelia is the source of this 2064-nucleotide messenger RNA. RefSeq lists its product as uncharacterized. The record is from RefSeq and is a predicted model, not a curated record. The transcript has 5 exons. NCBI's taxonomy places the organism in Eukaryota, Ciliophora, Oligohymenophorea, Peniculida, Parameciidae.
AUGAAUUAAAAUUUUUUCGACAGUGCUAACCUAAAAUAACAACUCUACAAGGCAUUAUCAAAAUACAAUGGACCGACCACCUCGACUCCGAGUAUAUUGUCAGAAUAUUUAUCUUCUGCAAAAACAUAAACAUCAAAUAAUAAAUACAACUCUAAUAAAGUGAAACCUUUACUCAGUCCAUAAAAUAUUAAUAAGCCUAUUUAAAAUGAAUCCCUGAGAAUCAAGACUUCUACACUUCACUUCCCCCAGAAGCAAAUGGUUUCCCAUCACAUCAAAAGUCUAUCUUCCGACAUCAAACAGUAACCACAACCUCCAAUAAGAAGGAGAGGCAGAUAAGAAAAAAUGAUAUUUUAAUCUGAUUCUUCGUAAGCUCCAUUCCUGAUCAUCUAAAAUAAAGUCAGAGAUACAAGAAGACUGGAUACUUUCAGAAAGAGUACUUUGCCUUCGUUGCAAUUAGAAUCUCAAAGAAGUAUCUAAAACACAUCUCAUCGAAUUACAGAUGUUCCUUUGGUCCCUAUUCAACAAGUAACAGAAAUUUAAGAUUCAAAAAGCCAACUUUUUCAUGAGCCAGAAAAAAUAUGUCUUGAUUAAGGAAACGCUUUAAUUGAAAAUCAAUUUUUAGAUGAAAACUAAAAAGCCUCUGAAUUAUUCAAUUUAUUAAAGAGAAAGGUGAGUAUUACUGAGCCAAAUGACUUAAUUGGCCCUCACGAUCCUACUGAAUAACAUGAAGAGAUCUUAAAGACUGACAAAGAGGUUACUUGGGAUGAGGAUGAAUUACAAUCAUCGAAUGCGAUGAAAAAACUGAGUGUCAAAAUGAAAUUCAAAAAUGUAGUCUCGUAAUAAGUGCAGAAUAUGUUUAAAAAUAGAGAAUUAAAAUCAUUAUUUACAGUCAUAAUUUCACCUGAAUUCAGUUCAAAACAUGAGGAGGAAAGACAAAAAAUCAGUGAUUAAUUUGAAUUAGGAAAUUUUAUAUUAGCAAAGAAUUUGUAACCAACCAAAGAUAACUGUAAGUCUAGAAAAACGAUUAAAUGUAUUAAGGAAAAAUAUAAUUUGAAAUACAGCCAUAAAAUUAAUACUAUUGUUUAAAGUCAAUUACAAAAACUACAUACUACAAAUAAAGCAUUUUAAAGAAAAAUUUAAAUGAUUAAAUCCACUUAAUGGACGACUAAAGAGUGUGAUUAACCAUAAUAAUAAUAGUUUUCUUUAUUGAACAAAUUUAAAAAACAAUCUGUAUUCUCAAAUCAAAUUGGAUUAGGUCCAGUAUUAUACAGUAAUUAAGACAACAUUUUACCUAAUUUAAUGGAUGAUACUAAUAAAAUCACUAUCACAAUUACUAAUACUCUGUUAUAAGAUGCACUUCUGGAAUUCAAUAAACCUAGAUUCAUUGUUCAUAUGGAUAGUAUCAUAGAUGAAUAAGUAAUUCAACCAAUCUCACCUUCUAAAAAAGCCAUCUAGCAUUCCUCCUCCUUACACUCAUCCUUCAAAUUGUAAAAAGUAUAAAAUUCAGCAUCUUAAUCUGUUAUUAUCAAUAAAGAUCUUAUAUCUAAUCAUAAUGCAUAUAAUAGUAUUUAAAAUACAAAUGCUAUUGAUGAAAACAGCAAUUUAGAUUUUAAUUAAGAAUAUUCUAAAUCAAAUUUAUAUGUGAGACUAUAUUAUCAAAAUAGAUUGCAUAAAAUGCCUUAAAAGAUUUCUUAUACUUAACAUCAUUUAAAGGAGAUUGAAGAUGUGUUCUACUAAUACUCCUCUAUGAUAACUGGUUCUUAAAUGUAAGUGUUUUUCAUUAGAAUUAGUUCUUUCUAAGCAAGUCAGCAGUUCACAAGAUAUUCUAAAUGCAUCGAAAUAUUUAAUUUGUUUUAAGAAGUGCAAAUAGUUCUUGAGAGAUAUGAUGUUCUCUAAAUUAGAAGGUAGUUCUCUUUCGACUUCGAUAAUUCAAUUAGUCUACUAUCUAGUUAAUCAGAUUAGAGUGCUUCAUUUGAUAAAAUUUUAGAAGAGCCCAAUCAAAAUUAGGACUGUAAGUAGAUGAUAGACAUGAGAGCAAAAUGUAAAACAUUAUUCAAUCAAUGA